CGGUAUACAUCGUAAAGGAUGUGCGCGUGAUUAAAAAAAAAAGAAAAGAAAAGAAGAGGCAAUCGAGAGAGCUCGAGUCUAAGGGAGUCGUGGGGGGCUAUCAUGAGGAUAGUCGGGGCCGAUCCCGUCUCGUCGAAUCGGGGCAUCCUCGAGAUUUCCGAAUGCUACUCGCGACGAGCUGUGCGCUCGAGGAUGCAAGGGACCAGGAUGAUCGAAACGAGCGUGGAGUGGAGUUCCGUGAAAGCUCUGAUCAAUAAGGGACAUCGGGAGUUCUGAGCUCGGUGGAUCGUUCGCGGAAGUGGACAUCGUCGCGAGGAUGUAGGGGGGCCCAUGCACUCGGGGCCCCGGCGAGGGUUUCCUUUUGGACUUCUCGGCGCCAAAACUUUUGGGAAGUUGUUUAGAAAAUCUUGGGAUAAUCGUCGAGAUAUAUGUUCUUUCGGUUCUCGUGACAAAAGUGACCGGGAAUGCCCGCAGUUAACGGAAAAGGGAACGAGCAGAACAGGAAGCAACGUUUACGUGUUCCGUAGCAAAACACUCUGGACCGUAGGUAUUGUCGGUGAAAAGUAGGUCGCGAAAGGUCGAUAGUGGCAUCGAACGGGAAGCGAAGAUGCGAGAGGAAACGGAAGGAAUGUCACGCGGUAACGACGUUAAUAUCGACGAAUCGUUUUUUCGUCGAUGAUGGGGCUGUGAUCGCCCAAGGCGAACGUCGAAUCUCCACCACAGAUCGAGUAGACCAGCGUCUACCCGUCGAGGCCAGCGAAAAUGGUCGAUUUAGGAGGAUACAUUAUCAUACUGAUCAACCAUAAUGACAAGAUCAAACUGUACGGUUCGCCGGCCGACAACGCGGACACGUUGGAGGUGGCGGAUGAAAUUUUAGAAGUUAAUGGUAGCACCUUGGAAAAUGCCAGCCAGUCAGAAGUCAUCCAAUACAUAUACCAGUGCAUCGAGUCCAGAACAAUAUGUCUGCGAAUACGGCGGAGAAGCGGAAACAAGAAGG
Molecule: messenger RNA, 997 nt
Organism: Hylaeus anthracinus
Lineage: Eukaryota; Metazoa; Arthropoda; Insecta; Hymenoptera; Colletidae
Exons: 4
Molecular function (GO): protein binding
Source: RefSeq, a predicted model, not a curated record